Molecule: messenger RNA, 306 nt
Organism: Pochonia chlamydosporia 170
Lineage: Eukaryota; Fungi; Ascomycota; Sordariomycetes; Hypocreales; Clavicipitaceae
Exons: 1
Coding region: 1-306 (101 amino acids)
Source: RefSeq, a predicted model, not a curated record
AUGUGCCUGAUUCACAAGGCACCAGACAGUAACAUCAAUUGGCCUUUCAACAUGUCAAUCGAAUAUGAACUUUGCCCGAGGCUUCACAAUUUUCCACUUUGCCGAGUGGCCACAAAUGGCAUGUUUUGCACACCAACACGACUUGUGCCUGCCACCUCACCUAACCCUCCCGAUACAUUUUCUUCCUUUCGAUCCUGGGACAUAGCUGAAGGUGCCAAGCUUAGUAGAAAAUGGCCAGGAGGUCUUUGUGUGGCCACUGUGCCUGGGCUUGUGCGUCUCAAACCGUCCAGACGACAGGUAUGGUGA